Phalaenopsis equestris is the source of this 1738-nucleotide messenger RNA. RefSeq names its product probable indole-3-pyruvate monooxygenase YUCCA5. NCBI's taxonomy places the organism in Eukaryota, Viridiplantae, Streptophyta, Magnoliopsida, Asparagales, Orchidaceae. The record is from RefSeq and is a predicted model, not a curated record. Gene Ontology annotation, molecular function: NADP binding; flavin adenine dinucleotide binding; N,N-dimethylaniline monooxygenase activity.
AAAAUGGAUGGGGCUGCCCGGUUUUUGUAGCCUCAUCAUUUGCCGAGGACCCAACCCUAUCAAAGGCACCAACUUCAACUCCCAUCACAUGCAGCCUUUGCCUAUUUAAAUCCCCCCUUUUCCCUCCCCUACCUCCUCACUCCACAUCAAAACACAACACCAGUACUGCAUUCUCUGCUGCUUCUUCCGUCACCAUUUCUCCCUCACUUCCAAUCUCCUGCUCCGACCAUGGCCACCCAAAUGACUGAAACCUUCGGCUCAGACUUAUCCUCCCGCAGGUGCGUGUGGGUGAAUGGGCCGAUCAUAAUAGGGUCGGGCCCGUCGGGCCUGGCCACCGCUGCCUGCCUUAAAGAACAGAGCGUGCCCUUCGUCAUCCUAGAGCGAGCCGACUGCAUUGCCUCGUUGUGGCAACGCCGCACCUACGACCGCUUAAAGCUACAUCUCCCGAAGCAAUUCUGCCAACUUCCUCGCCUCCCGUUCCCCGAAGAUUAUCCCAAGUACCCGACCCGAAAGCAGUUCAUUGACUACUUAGAAUCGUACGCCAAGCACUUCAAUAUCCACCCAUGUUUCAACCAGGCCGUCAUGUCCGCGCGCUUCGAUGAGACCAGCGGGCUGUGGCGAGUCACGGCGGAGGAGGCGGCGGGGGCCCGACAGGCGAGGGUUGAGUACAUUGGGCAGAGGCUUGUGGCAGCCACCGGAGAAAACGCUGAGAAGAUUGUGCCGGACUUCCCAGGCCUUGCGGAGUUCGGCGGCAGUAUAUCGCAUGUCUGUGAUUACAAGUCCGGCAGGGAGUAUGCGGGCAAGCAUGUGCUCGUCGUCGGCUGUGGGAAUUCCGGCAUGGAGGUUUCCCUCGAUCUAUGCCAUCACAAUGCGUUUCCUUUCAUGGUGGUCCGAAACUCGGUUCAUGUUUUACCGAGAGAGGUUUAUGGGAAGUCGACCUUCGAGUUAGCGGUUUUUCUGAUGAAAUGGCUGCCGCUGUGGCUGGCUGACAGGAUUAUGCUCAUAUUGUCAUGGCUAGUGCUUGGGGAUAUAGAGAAGUAUGGGUUGAGGAGGCCUUGCGCCGGACCCCUGGAGCUCAAGAACACGACUGGAAGGACCCCUGUUCUGGAUACGGGUGCGCUUGAGAAGAUUAAAACUGGUAAGAUAAACAUUGUUCCUGGGGUGAAGAGGUUCUUGCCUGGUAAAGUUGAGCUGGUUGAUAACCGAAUCAUAGAAAUUGACUCAGCUAUACUGGCUACUGGAUACCGCAGCAACGUUCCUUCAUGGCUCCAGGGAAGUGACUUUUUCUCAAAGGAUGGGACACCAAAGCAGCCAUUUCCCAACAGCUGGAAGGGGAAAUCAGGGCUCUACGCUGUUGGGUUCACGAAGAAAGGGCUCUCCGGCGCUUUCGUUGAUGCUGUUAGGAUUGCGAAGGACAUAGGCAAGCUGUGGAAGGAGGAAACAAGGAAGCAGAAGAAAAGGCUCGGAGCCUGCCAUAGAAGAUGCAUCUCGCAGUUUUAAUGGCUGUUGCUCUCUUUGUUUUUGAACUUUUAUUUUCUCAGCUGCUUGAAUGAUAAAAGGCUAAUUUGAAAAAAGUCACAGAGCCCUCUCUCAAUGGAGCCCAGAUUUUGGAAAAGAAGUGGGCCUUAUGUACAGAGCACCAUUGCUAAUGAUGAGGCUUUCUUAACUUUUGGAAUCUUUCCAUAACAUUUUAGUGCUUUUUAACAGAAAAGGCAGUUUUCUUCCCACUACAAAUUCA